Coregonus clupeaformis (lake whitefish) is the source of this 2370-nucleotide messenger RNA. Its product is annotated as kazrin-A-like. The coding region runs from base 1 to 1236 and encodes 411 amino acids. NCBI's taxonomy places the organism in Eukaryota, Metazoa, Chordata, Actinopteri, Salmoniformes, Salmonidae. The record is from RefSeq and is a predicted model, not a curated record. The transcript is spliced from 7 exons. Gene Ontology annotation, molecular function: protein binding.
AUGAAUGUCCCACCUCCUGAAGCAGCCAAACAGCAGAGCAAGGUUUGUUCUUAUAGAAAACCCACUGCACCCCUACUACCACUCUCCCACCUUCCAAAACUCCCCUGCUCAUAUCUCUCCUCCCACUCCCCCUCGCCCAUCUAUCCAGACUCAGACAGUCUCUCAAGCCCCACCCGCCUCACUCUCAGCCUAUCGGAUGGGGAGGAUCAGCUGGACCGCCUCCAGCAGGUGGAGCUUGCCCGGGGCAUGCCCAUGUCGCUGUGGAGGGCGGGCACCGUGCAGGCCUGGCUGGAGGUCAUCAUGGCAAUGCCCAUGUACAUUCGCGCCUGCUCUGAGAAUGUGAAGAGUGGCAAGGUGCUGCUGGGCCUGUCAGAUGAGGACCUGGAGCUUGGGUUAGGGGUCACCAGCUCCAUGCACCGCAGGAAGCUCCGGCUGGCCAUCAAUGACUACAGGGAUGCCGAAAACGGCAGGGGGCUGUCAAAGGCUGCAGACUUGGACCACCACUGGGUGGCCAAGGCCUGGCUGAACGACGUGGGGCUGCCGCAGUACUCGCAGGCCUUCCACACACACCUGGUUGACGGGCGCAUGCUCAACUCUCUGACACAGCGUGAUCUGGAGAGGUCCCUCAACGUCACCAAGAAGGCCCACCAGGUCAGCCUGCUGCUGGGCAUCGAGCUGCUGUACAUGCUCAACUUUGACAAGGAGGCCCUCCAGGCCAGACGGGCUCAGUGUGAGCAUCAGAACCUGGAUCCCUUGGUAUGGACGUGUCAUCGUGUCGUCAAGUGGGUUCGAGACAUUGACCUUAAGGAGUUUGCCGACAGUCUCCAGAACAGUGGAGUUCAUGGUGCGGUCAUGGUGCUAGAUCCCUCCUUCAACAUGGACUCCAUGGCAACGGCAUUGGGUAUCCUAGGCAACAAGCACAUGAUUCGCCACCACCUCACUGAGGAAAUGAAGGCCCUCAUCAGUUCGGCCAGGUCAGGUGGUCUACAGCAGCACCAUGAUAGGCUGGGGACUAUGAGCACCCCACCCACGCCUCUAUGCCAUGCUUCCCCACCUACGCCGUUACGCCAUGCCUUCCUGGGCCAGCCCACCAGCUCCGCCAGCCGCCACACACACCUGGACGACGAAGGCUCCCUCAGGAGACGGGCCGUCAAGGUGUGCACUCCCCCAGACUACGGACGAAAAUUAGCUAUUUUGCUAACUCCGUCACACUUGAAUGUAAACAAUAAAUGUUGAUUAAAGGGAUAGUUCAGCUAAAUUCAAUGCUAAUAAUUAGCUUCGUUGGUCAUGGCUAGUUUAACAAAACCAAAUUGUGGAUUGCAGUCACUCUGCUUUCAUUCAAGGCAAGGAAACAAAUAUCUAUAUAUGUAAUUUAUAUGAACUAUCCCUUCAAUGCGCACUGUCCGUCAAAUACAUUCCUGUGUCGAUGUUAUAGCUUCAAGUCUUUCUUGUUUUGAAAAAGGCCUUGAAGCCAAAAUGUCUCUAUUCGUUCCUCUUGCAUUUGCUUUCCUAUAGUGUAGACCUAUAGCCCUAGGGGAAUAUAUAUUUACUGUGUAGCGAUAUCCUCAGUUUGAAGCCUUGUUUGAAAAUGGUCAAAAUGCUUCCUUCCUCCCCCUUGGAGUAACCACUGAUCUAACGUUACAGAAUAGGUCACCAUUCCAGACAUGUCAGAUCAGUGAUUACUUCAAGACCCCAAACCUCCUUUAGGGUUCAGCCCUAAAGCCCAAUGUGGGCGGGACUUGAGUUGUCAUAGCUACUGCUCCCUGCCGAGAGAGGCUUGCGAUGAAGCUCUGCCCAGGACGGAGGGGAGUCCAAUCCACAGACAAUCGGGCCUCGAGGUCACGGACAUGUGACAUGGUGACGUCUGUGUCUACAGUACGGCACAGGACCCUUGGCCUUGUGGCAAGCCAGACGAAUUAUGUUUACGGUAUUUUUCUAAUGAUGGAGGCUUUGAUGGUCAGAAUGCACUUUCUUUGGCAAGAGAAAUAACCUUUUUUUAUUUAUCCCAUUCUAAUAUCAAUUAUUUGCAUCUCUCACUGGUAUUUGUGGAAUCUGACCAUUGUGAGGAGUCGAGGAGACACGUCUAUCCCUUGGAAACAAUCUCAAACUGAAAAGGCUUUUAUUUUUUCUAUUUGCAUUAUGUGCAAAGUUUUUUUUUUUUUAACAGGAAAUGACUCAGUGAUUAAUUUGAGUUUUGUAGUUCUUAUUGAUGACCAGUCUCAAUGUGAGCGAAUGAUUCAAAACAUUCAAAUUAGUUUUACAACAAAUGUCUUUUUGAUGUUUAAUUCAAUCCUGAUGUUAUAGCAACUCUCAAAUGCCUUGCAAACAUGGACUGUGGAUAUUGUCUGUAGUAAAGCAAACAAACAAUUA